AGCAAUCCAUUUCCCCUGUUUGGCAAUCGGCGUUAUCGACACCACAAAUUUCCCAUUUAGCUAUAUCAAGUGGUCACAUUUCAAACAUGGCCUUCGCUGCUUCUUCAUCCCCCGCCGCCUCAGCUCGCUCCAGCGCCCAAUCUGACCUCGCAUUCCGCAUCCCUUCCAAUCCGCCCAAAUUCGCCAAAUUCGCCCCUUCCAUUUCCCGCCGCACCCCUCCAAUUUCCUGCAAGAUGGCGGCGACGGCGGUGGACAAGGAGCUCGACGCGGAGGCGCUGCAGCGGCCUGAUGCUUUCGGCCGCUUCGGGAGAUUUGGCGGCAAGUAUGUCCCCGAGACGCUGAUGGCUGCUCUCACGGAGCUCGAGGCCGCCUUCAAUUCCCUCGCCACCGACCAUGAAUUUCAGAAAGAGCUUGAUGGGAUAUUGAAAGACUAUGUUGGAAGAGAAAGCCCUCUUUAUUUUGCUGAACGACUCACAGAGCACUACAAGCGCCAUGAUGGAACAGGGCCUCACGUGUAUCUUAAAAGGGAAGACCUAAAUCAUACCGGUGCCCACAAAAUUAACAAUGCUGUUGCCCAGGCUUUGCUUGCUAAGCGUCUCGGAAAGAAGCGCAUCAUUGCUGAAACUGGAGCUGGUCAGCAUGGUGUUGCUACUGCUACUGUUUGUGCUCGAUUUGGCUUGGAAUGCAUCAUCUACAUGGGUGCUCAAGAUAUGGAGAGACAGGCCCUUAAUGUCUUCAGAAUGCGACUUCUUGGUGCUGAGGUUAGAGCAGUUCAUUCUGGGACUGCAACUCUGAAGGAUGCCACAUCCGAAGCUAUACGAGAUUGGGUGACCAACGUGGAAACUACUCAUUACAUCUUGGGAUCUGUGGCCGGGCCACAUCCAUAUCCCAUGAUGGUGAGGGAGUUCCAUAAGGUGAUUGGCCAAGAAACCAGGAAGCAGGCCUUGGAAAAAUGGGGUGGCAAACCUGAUGUGAUUGUUGCUUGUAUUGGCGGGGGUUCAAAUGCAAUGGGAAUCUUUCACGAAUUUGUUGAGGAUAAGGACGUCAGGCUGAUUGGCGUGGAGGCAGCUGGCUUUGGCUUAGACAGCGGCAAGCAUGCCGCCACUUUGACUAAAGGAGAGAUCGGGGUCCUGCACGGAGCCAUGAGUUACUUGUUGCAAGAUGAAGAUGGACAGAUAAUCGAGCCACAUUCUAUCAGUGCUGGGCUGGACUACCCUGGGGUUGGACCGGAGCACAGCUUCCUCAAAGAUCUGGGACGGGCCGAGUAUCAUAGCAUCACUGAUGAGGAGGCAUUAGAAGCGUUUAAGAGAUUGUCGAGGCUAGAGGGCAUUAUCCCGGCACUGGAGACGUCUCAUGCACUAGCGUAUCUGGAGAAGCUAUGCCCGACGCUGCCGGAUGGAACUAAAGUCGUGCUCAACUGCAGUGGGAGAGGAGAUAAGGAUGUCAAUACAGCCAUCAACUAUUUAAAGCUUUGAGCCAACUGCAAUUCUCAAAUCAGCUUCUCUUUAAAGACUACAUGUUUUUCAGAUGAAACUUUGUUUAUAGAGAUAUGAUUGCUGCCGUAUCAAAAUUAUCAUGUUACCUCAAAUAAUAAAUAUAACUCUCUGCUUA
This is a messenger RNA of Salvia hispanica, 1611 nucleotides long. RefSeq names its product tryptophan synthase beta chain 1. Gene Ontology annotation, biological process: L-tryptophan biosynthetic process. Gene Ontology annotation, molecular function: tryptophan synthase activity. Lineage: Eukaryota; Viridiplantae; Streptophyta; Magnoliopsida; Lamiales; Lamiaceae. Gene Ontology annotation, cellular component: cytoplasm; chloroplast stroma. The record is from RefSeq and is a predicted model, not a curated record.